CCAAGCACCAUUUUCACGGGCACCGGAUCGCAUUCUUUCUCUUCACACUCUCUCUCUCCCUCUCUCUUCUUAAUUUCUCUCUCUCCCUCUCUCUUCUUUUGGCCUGUUAAUUUUCCCAGCUCCCUGGAUCCGAGCACUUUCUUACGGGGAAAUUCUUUUCCGGCGAAAUAAGGGCCUGGCCUUAACUUUCGCGGGCGACUCGAUUGGAGAUUCUGUUUAGUAGAAUCGCCGGGAAAUCUUAUUUUUGCUGGAAAAACCCCUAGUUGUCGGAGAUUCUGAUUUCGGCCGGAUUAUUGGCCAGAAAACAGUUCUUUUGUUGCCAGAAAAGUCGUAUAUCCAGUUGAUGUGUGUUACCCAGUAUCUUUUGAUCUGACUUAUCCAUUGGUGAAAACAGGCUGUUUUUUACCUGGCUUUUAGUUGGUAAAACCAGACCAAAAAACCGCUUUUCCGUGGUUUCAUGACAUAUUCAGGUGGUUUUUCCUCUGGUUAUUGCGAGAAAAUCACUGGGAAAAAUCCCCAUUUAAUGGUGGUUUUGGGUACAAAUUGAUACUUAUCUUUUGGCCACCUCUGUUGCUUUUUUGAGGUAUAAAAUGGAAGGAUGAGAUUAAUAUUGUUUGAAGACAAAUAAUUCAUGGGAAACUGUAUAGCCCCAGCUGAUACUUCUUUACCUCUCACAAAAUCGGGUGAGGAUGGUCAUCCUUAUGCUCCAUCAAAGUCGAAGAAAUCAAAUUCAGUAGCCUCUGAUUUCCACAAUGUCACACCGCUGACGCCCAAAAGAGAGGUCGAAGAUCUCAGGCAAACAUCGGUCUCUAAUGUCCAUAUCUUCACAUACCAAGAGAUGAGAUUGGCCACCAAGAAUUUCAGGCCUGAUCAAAUUCUUGGAGAAGGAGGGUUUGGGCCUGUAUACAAAGGACUGAUUGAUGAGAAUGUGAGGCAAGGCUUCCAGUCCACUCAGGUAGCCAUCAAGGAGCUAAAUCCCGAAGGGUACCAAGGUGAUAGAGAAUGGCUUGCAGAGGUCAAUUAUCUAGGGCAGCUGAGCGAUCCACAUCUGGUUAAACUCAUCGGCUAUUGUUGCGAGGACGAGCAUAGACUCUUGGUUUAUGAAUAUAUGGCUUGUGGAAGCCUUGAAAAGCACCUCUUCCGGAGAGUUUGUGUUACAAUGCCUUGGUCAACCAGAAUGAAGAUUGCGCUCGGUGCAGCUAAAGGGCUUGCCUUUCUUCAUGGAGCCGAUAGACCAAUUAUCUAUCGUGAUUUCAAGACAUCAAAUAUUUUGCUUGAUGCGGAUUAUACGGCCAAGCUCUCAGAUUUUGGACUCGCAAAAGAUGGACCAAUGGGAGAUCAGACUCAUGUUUCCACUCGGGUGAUGGGAACUUAUGGCUAUGCAGCUCCUGAGUAUGUGAUGACUGGCCAUUUAACAGCAAGAAGUGAUGUCUAUGGAUUUGGAGUGGUGCUUCUUGAAAUGCUCAUUGGGAGGAGGGCCAUGGACAAGAGCAGGCCUAGCCGAGAGCACAACCUGGUCGAGUGGGCUCGCCCUCUCCUCAACCACAAUAGAAAGCUCCCCAGGAUCCUGGACCCAAGAAUGGAAGGCCAGUACACUGUUAAGAGUGCCCUAAAGGUUGCUAACUUGGCCUACAAUUGCCUUAGCCAAAACCCUAAGGGUAGGCCAACUAUGAGCGAAGUUGUUGAUUUACUAGAGAUUCUACAAGAGCCUGACACACAAAAUGAGAAGCUUGUAUGCACAGCUGGCGGUAGUGUUACUCUUUACGAGGUUCCCAAAAAUGUGGGUGAUAAUUCCCCUAAAGAGGGGAAAAAAUCACCUCAAAAAAGUGAAGGGGACCGAGAAGAAGCCCCAAGAGAGAAGAAGUCACCUCAAAGAACCGAAGGAGAGGGGAAGAAAUCAGCUCGAAGAAGUGAAGGAGAGGAGAAGAAAUCACCUCGAAUAAGUGAGAAAGAGGAGAAGAGGCGACCUCGAAAAAGUGAGGGAGAUCAAGAAGCCCAUUACCGACACGAGAGGAGGAGAGAAAAACUGCCCAAUGGAAGGAGAAAGAGCGAACCACCAAAUGAAACUGGUUUGUAUAGCCCUUCUCAGGACUACAUGCCAGGGCAGAAAAAACAUUCCUCUGCAAGGUGUGGAGCAAGGAAACCAUUUGGAAGUGAGUCUGACUUGUAUGAUCUUUGACUUUAAACUCUAUGCCAACAAAUUUGGUUUCGUUCUUUUCAUCGAAGUUAAUUAAAUCUGCUUUUCUAUUGAUUGGUACUUUGAUGUAAAUGACUGAAAUAUCACUGUAAAACGGGUGUCAAUAUGCUAUCUCGAGCUUUCAACCCAUAAACACUAAGAUUUUGAAGUCGCCAAGUGUGGUUGUGCUUGAUUAUGUUGUGGAA
Amborella trichopoda is the source of this 2382-nucleotide messenger RNA. Its product is annotated as putative serine/threonine-protein kinase PBL17. The record is from RefSeq and is a predicted model, not a curated record. Gene Ontology annotation, molecular function: protein kinase activity; ATP binding. Lineage: Eukaryota; Viridiplantae; Streptophyta; Magnoliopsida; Amborellales; Amborellaceae. Gene Ontology annotation, biological process: protein phosphorylation.